Messenger RNA from Aspergillus nomiae NRRL 13137, 726 nucleotides. RefSeq names its product beta-ketoacyl reductase. The coding region runs from base 1 to 726 and encodes 241 amino acids. Gene Ontology annotation, molecular function: fatty acid synthase activity. Gene Ontology annotation, biological process: secondary metabolite biosynthetic process; fatty acid biosynthetic process. Lineage: Eukaryota; Fungi; Ascomycota; Eurotiomycetes; Eurotiales; Aspergillaceae. The record is from RefSeq and is a predicted model, not a curated record. The transcript has a single exon.
AUGAUAGCAUCCGCCAGUGGGAUUGUUGGUAACCGUGGCCAAGCUAACUAUGCCGCUGGGAACACUUUUCAGGAUGCUUUCGCCAGGCAUCUCGUUAAGAACGGACAACGGGCAGCUACCAUAGAUCUUAGCUUCGUUACCACAGUCGGUUAUUCCGUCGAACUCCCCGAGUCUCUUACACGGCACAUUAAAAGUUCCGUUGGCCAAGUUGAGGAGGAAGAGAUUCAUGCUCUUGUGGAGUAUUACAUUAAUCCUUGUAAUUCAUUGACAGAGACGACAUGCCAAUUAGCUUUUGGGCUAGUUCCAGAAGCAACAUUUCAUGACCGGCGCGUACCGGUUCCUGCAUACAUGAAGUACCCUUUAUUUACUCAUCUUCGAGAUACUAGUGACCCCCAGGAGCACCAACAGACAGAACAUAACAAGGAUUACAAUCUUUCGGCUUUACUUAGCGCCGCACAAUCCAGAGAGAUCGCAGCAGCGCUCACGCAGGACGCCAUUCAAAAGCAAUUGGCCUACAUGAUAAACUAUUCAGAAGAUGAUAUCGACUCAGUGAAGUCCAUUAAGGGCAGUGAAGUAGAUUCAAUUGUCGCAAUGGAGCUCAGAACCUGGUUGGUAAAAGAACUUGGAGCUGAUAUUACCAUGACUGAUAUGAUGACCUGGGGAAGCUUGGCUGAUUUGUCUGAGAGUGUGGUAAACUCAAGUAAAUUUGUCCGUGUUUCGAAGUAG